Adineta ricciae is the source of this 687-nucleotide messenger RNA. The record is from the annotation of a GenBank genome assembly. NCBI's taxonomy places the organism in Eukaryota, Metazoa, Rotifera, Eurotatoria, Adinetida, Adinetidae.
AUGAAAUUUGCUUAUAUCGAAAGCACUACGAUUCUUCUUGAAAAUCUAACAGCAUUCGUUACGACAUACGGUUUUUUUAUAGCACUAAUUUUCCAAGCAAAGUCACCGUCAUAUACAAGCGUUCGCUUUCGAAAUUAUAUGAAUCAAUACAAGGGCAAUCAAAAUGCCAGACACAUUAUAAACUAUAUCCAAACGAAACAUGGAUGUUGUGGUGAGAAUAAUUGGAUGGAUUGGUCAAGCUUAGAUUUGAAGACCGUAAAUAGUGGUAAUAAUAAUACGAUUUCUACUAACGAAAAUCAUACAAAUGGUGAAACACCGCAAAAUUCACAUGAUGUUUACCUACCUCCAUCAUGCUGUACGAUGGAGUCGAGUGUUUUCAUAGACAUUUCGUCGAACCUAUAUUGCCCAUCUCACUUUCAUAAUCUAGCAAACAAUUAUUAUCCAGAUGGAUGUUUAAAGAAAAUCAACAGAACGAUUAUUUUGUAUACAAUUCUCAUAAUUAUCAUCAACAGUUUUCUGAUUGUCUUCUCGUUCAUCAUAAUUCCUAUUGUCUUCCAGAUUUAUCCUAAUUAUCUUCGUCGAAAAACCGUUGUCAUUCAUCAGCUACCUCAAGAUUUUCUUUGGUACUCACAUGGAAUUCUUGAUCAUAAUCUACCGCCAGUUCCAUGGUUUGCAUACAAAAGUUGA